AUGAAGCUUCGCCUGAAACCCACCAAGCUUCGAUGGGCACGUGACGCACCUCCGCGGCCGGCACAUCAAAGCAUUGAGGGGAGCUUUUGCCCUUCUCCACUUGAACCAUUCACACCAGAGAGCACUCGGGACUUGACCCUGCUCUCGUCGGAAAGCCAUGCGGUCAUGCUUAAGAGACACACCUUGUUUGGCUACAGCGGCAUCCAGCUGCUAAGCUUGUCAAGCCUAAUUUCGCCACAUCCUCGUCCUAACACCCACCUCCCAGGAUAUAUACCAGCACCUCGCUGGAACAAAAGUUAUGCCACGACGACAUCGCAUCAUCCGGAAUAUGGAUAUCAAUGGCCUUCCGGCACUUCCUUCACGCCCUACGAUGUCUUGAACUUGAACCGGAAUGCCCCAUAUUCCAAGACUCGGUACUAUGACCUUGUGAAGAUCUACCACCCAGAUCGGCCUUGCAAUGAACAUCCUCUCUGUCAAAACAUCACCCCAGAAGUCCGCCUUCAGCGUUACCAUAUUGUAGUGGCUGCGCAUGAGAUUCUCUCGGACCCUACCAAGCGAGCGGCUUACGACUUAUCUGGUGCCGGAUGGAACCACAGCCCGAAGCGAUACACUACUGUUUACGACGCAACCGCGGAAUGGGGCCCUUAUGGACCAACUAUAUACGCAAAUGCCACCUGGGAGGACUGGGAGCGAUGGAAUAACCGUCACCAGGGGAAACAGCAGAACGUGGUUGACCACCGUACUUUCAUACGACUUGUGAUCCUAUUGGUCUUCUUCGGCGGUGCUGUUCAGGCUUCAUGGAUUGGUCAACUAAACAGUGGAUAUGAGCAGCGCCUACGCGAAGUUAGUGAAGACUCGAUGCGGUUCUUGACUGGCCGCCGGCAACAUACCGUGGCCCAGAUGCCCUCAAAUGAUGCCCGAGUGCAGAGCUUUUUGAUUCGCAGAGACCCGACUGGAUCAGGUCUCAAGGAUGAUGAACAGCCCGUCUAUCAAAGGGAGCUCCAUCCUCGCCGCCAGUCGGCUAAUGUAGAGGUUUCACAAGAACGCCACUGUGAAACAGAGAGCGCGACAGCUGCACGUAAGGUCGAUGCAGAGAAACCGAAGGAUAUUGGACCAGAUCUGUGA
Penicillium macrosclerotiorum is the source of this 1125-nucleotide messenger RNA. RefSeq names its product J domain-containing protein. NCBI's taxonomy places the organism in Eukaryota, Fungi, Ascomycota, Eurotiomycetes, Eurotiales, Aspergillaceae. Bases 1 to 1125 code for a protein of 374 amino acids. The transcript has a single exon. The record is from RefSeq and is a predicted model, not a curated record.